CAUAGUUAUGGAAUAUCCGCAUCCAUGCGAGACCUUGCUAGACUUUUCCAUGCGCCAUGGAAAUCGCCUAGAUGAAUCUGUGGCACGUGGCUUAAUGCGGCAAGCGGUGCUUGCAGCUAAACACUGCAUUGAACGGGGUAUUUUCCACAAUGACAUCAAGACGGACAAUUUGCUGGUCAACACAGAGACACUGCAGCUCAAACUAAUAGACUUUGGCUGUAGUCAACGUAUUAACAUGUCUUGUUCUGAAGAUCAUCAAUAUGCAGUCAAAUCAACAGUCUGGUCUUUGGCUACAACACUUUUGGAAAUAGUAUGCGGAGAACGGCCCAUAAGUGAUUUUCUCUACAAUGCACAUCAUCCUUUGACUCCAAAUACUUCCACUGGUGAGUCUACAGCACACAUCAAUAAUACACACAUUAAGUCGUGGUACAAUAUCAGAGUGUUUACAGUACCAAUGACAAAUUAACAAAGUGUAACACACAGGAGAUUGCCCUUAUUUAA
Molecule: messenger RNA, 501 nt
Organism: Puntigrus tetrazona (Sumatra barb)
Lineage: Eukaryota; Metazoa; Chordata; Actinopteri; Cypriniformes; Cyprinidae
Product: serine/threonine-protein kinase pim-2-like
Exons: 2
Coding region: 8-466 (152 amino acids)
Biological process (GO): protein autophosphorylation; regulation of mitotic cell cycle; negative regulation of apoptotic process
Cellular component (GO): cytoplasm
Molecular function (GO): protein serine/threonine kinase activity; ATP binding
Source: RefSeq, a predicted model, not a curated record